AUGACCUUCCCUCCCCCUCACCCUUCCGCCCAAUCGUCGAUUGCUUCUGGCACCGAUAAAUCUUCUUCGACCAGGACCGAUAUUGGUGCCUGGGGUCGGUCCGUGUCGCAGUCCGGCGCACGUCGUGGGUUGACUCCACUCGCGACCAACAUAUCCUCCGCCGCUCCCCCCACGGCUUCCCGGGGCUUGGACGCAGGCCUUGGGGUUUCAACACCAUCUUCUUUCUCUGCAGUGCUGAGCUCUGCUAGGGGUCUUUCCGGUGGAAGUCCCAAACCCACAUCUUCGCCGUUCACAUCAUUGCAAUCUGGCUCGCAACAGCACGCAACAACACUCUCGUCUCCAAAGUUCCGAGCUCACACCCCUUCCAUAGGGUCUCAUUUGGCCUCUGCUACAAGCUCCGCCCCGGGUGGAGGAGGUACUGGGGGAGGAGGUGGUGGGCCGGGAUCUACCAGAGGUGUCUUCUCGCCGCUCUCGUCCGGAACGACCGUGAAUUCUCCCACAGGCUUCGCUUCUGACAAGCCGGGCUCUGCAGCUGCCCAUUCGAGCCAAUCAUCGCUCACCAAAAUAUCCAUUGCUCAGGUAUUCCUGUUGCUCGAUUCUAUCACAGAGAAAGAAGGAAAAGAGAAGUGGGAAACAAAGGCUGCCCAGAUACAUAAGCUUGUGACAUCGAACGGAAUGGAGGUCUUUUCCAAAUACUUUCGCCGCCUCCUAACAGGAAAUGCGCCACAAAUCUUCCCAGGUGUUAACAAAUCCGUUGAGAAUGCGGGCAACUACCCUCUCCUCGUCCAAGAGCUGCAGAAAGUGUCUUCGGACAUGGAGCAGGCUCAGAAAAUUGCUGAGACAGUAGAUACUUCUGAAGGAGAUAUCUUCCGUGACUUUGACCUCUCCACUUUCCUGGAUCAUUUCCGACUGGACCCAAUUGUCAAGGUUGCACUUGCCUUGGCUUUCAAACUGACUAGCAAGUCAGAUCUUCGUGCUAAAGCCGAUGCCAUCCUCUCGAAUUCAAUUGCCCCCUUCUUACAGAGCUUGGCGACUCCCACCGACGUGACUAAGGAUUACCAUAACUCAUUCCUCGGCAUGACGAUUGAACGUUUCAUCUUAUACCCUCCCCGCAAUUUUGCCGACGAUGUCAAGGCGAAACUGGUCUACGCGGCUAAUCUGCGAUACCAAAAACUUGGCUUGGAUAUGCCAUUCGAAGUUUCGUCUGCCCUACAGAUGUUCAAUUUUGUCAACCCUCAAUAUGUCCUUGUUCGACAGCUUCAUGCCAAAGGACCACGUGCCACUGCAAAUAUCGAGACCAUAAGUGAAAUGCUAAACGCAGACCCGAAGAACUUCAACGAAGAACAUCUCGCAAGCGGCCUUCUUUUCAUGAUUCUGUCGCAAUAUUGGGAGCAAUUCUCGCUAGAGACAUUCUUAAGUGCAUAUAACGACAAGCCAAUCAAUUGGCCCCUGGUGUUCCGCCACUUCGACCGUGAGGGCCUUCGAGUGGACCCGAAGCAAUUCACCAAAUUGUACAGUGUUCUAUCCGCCAUGUCGGUCGACGACUCGUCUUUGGAUGUUCAAAAGCUUUGGGGUGGAGACUGGGAGCAUCGUGACACUCAGAUGUCAUUCCUGACAGCUUUUGUGGCCUCUCGGAUCGACCCAUCACACAUCACCAAUCUUCGCGCAACUUUCCCUGCUGACUUCUUUGAGGACGCCCCUGAUAUCGUCAAAUUGCAAGGCGAGCGUGCGGCAAAGUCACCUCUUCGGUCCAUGGACGCUAUGAAAGCAAUUUUCGACCUCGCCUUGUUUUCCCAGGCUUCAUGGGCUGCAACAGAAAGUCAGCUCCUUAUUAAGGCCGUUGUUCAACUUGAUCUCCCGGUCUUCCUCUGCUCCGCUCUUGCUAUUCCGCAGCCGUGGUCCAGUGUUCAGCAGAGCUUUGUCCUCCGUACGUUCAUUGUUUUCAUUUCGAAGCAAGAGGAUGGAUACCAGCUCGCUCUCCACGGUGCCUGGCGACAGGAUCGACAGUGGGUAUCAGAGCAGCUUUUUACCACUUUCACUCAGGACCCCACCUCGACCGCUGUGAUCUAUGAGCACGCCGCGGCAUAUGGAUGGCUCGAUUAUCUUCUUGGGUUCACCAACGGUCUUGCCCUCGAUCUCGCCUGUUAUUCCCACCGCAAGAGUUCAUUUGACCUUGAGCAGUGGGUUCGCAAUGCCGCCCAGAAAGGUGCUAUAGACAUGGGUGGUCUCCUUUCCAAGUUCCUACGAAUUAAAGCCGAGGACGAAUUGCACGUCCAACGGAAGGAGCAGUCUGCUCAUCAAAUGGUCAGCCUCGCAGUCAAAACCGUUUAUACACUUUUAUCUGUGUUGGAGGAGUACGUCGGGGACCGUGAAAAUCUCACACCUGUCCAACGCAUUUGCAUUCAAACAUAUCCUCGCUUGAUCAACUACGGCGAAGGAUUCGAUGAUAUCAUCGACGCCAAUGGUGAGAAUGGCAACACGUUGCCCGAUUCAAUCGACAAGCAAAUGCAGGAGCUAUUUGGUAAAAUGUACCACGAAGAACUCUCGCUUCGUGAGAUGCUGGAGUUGAUGCGAAAAUACAAGUCUUCGCGCGACCCCACAGAACAAGACCUGUUCGCUUGCAUGGUGCACGGCCUGAUUGACGAAUAUCAUUGCUACCAUGAGUACCCGCUUGAGGCUCUGACCAAGACUGCGGUCAUGUUUGGUGGCAUCAUCAAUUUCCGUCUUGUUGACGGCAUCACGCUGAAGGUCGGCCUCGGUAUGAUCCUCGAGGCUGUCCGUGAGCAUGAACCCCACGACCCGAUGUACAAGUUUGGCGUGGAAGCGAUUGAGCAAUUGAUCAACCGUCUUCCGGAGUGGGCUGGUUUCUGCCACUUGCUCUUCCAGAUUCCAUCUCUUCAAGGAACGCCCAUCUACCAAAAGGCAGAGGAGGUCCUCCGUGAGCAAGGGAAUCAUGAAGCCGAGCCAGGUCCUCCUGCAGGCCCUGCUUCUGCACCUCUGACCAAUGGCAACUCUGUUGACUCCCCCAUCGCUGAUGGCUCCGUGCGCAAGUUCCGUGCUGUUCAAGUCGAUCCACCUCUUCGAUCUGAACUUUAUGAAGAGCCGGAUGAAGAUAUUCAGGACAAGAUUCUUUUCGUUCUCAACAAUGUUUCCGAACAGAACAUCGACGAGAAACUUGAAGAUUUGCAAGAAGUGUUGCGCGACCAACACCAUCAGUGGUUCGCCGCAUACCUUGUGGAAGAACGUGCCAAGUUGCAGCCCAAUUUCCAGCAGCUGUAUCUUGACCUUCUUGGGCGCAUUGGCGACAAGAUCCUGUGGGCUGAGGUCCUGCGGGAGACCUAUGUCAGUGUUGCUAAGUUGAUCAACUCAGAAAACACCUUGAACUCGUCUACCGAUCGCGGUCACCUGAAGAACCUUGGGGCUUGGCUUGGUUCGCUCACUAUUGCCAAAGACAAACCUAUCAAGCACAAGAAUAUCUACUUCAAGGGCCUGCUUCUUGAAGGCUAUGACACCCAACGCCUAAUGGUUACGAUCCCCUUCACCUGCAAAGUUCUUGUGCAGGCUACAAAAUCCACGGUUUUCAAGCCACCCAACCCCUGGCUAAUGGAUAUCUUGGGCCUGCUGUUGGAGCUCUAUCAUUUCGCCGAAUUGAAGCUCAAUCUCAAGUUCGAGAUUGAAGUCCUCUGUAAAGAUCUUGAUCUCGACCACAAAACGAUUGAACCUGCAAUCGUCAUACGCGAUCGUGCUGCACACACCGAGGAACCACUUCCCACUGUUAGUGCACCAGAAGGUCUUACUGAGCCAUUCGAGGAUUUGUCCCUCAGCGCUAUCAAUCCAGCCAUUCGAAACGAAAGGUUGUCUCCGGCCGCUAUCAUGUCAACACUGCCAAGCCUUGACAAGAUUCUUGUGCUGCCCUCAUCGGCAAGCAGCAUGGUUGACCCCACCAUUCUCAAGCAGAUUGUGCAUACCGCAGUCGAGCGUGCCAUAGCCGAGAUCAUUACUCCUGUGGUCGAGCGCUCUGUCACUAUCGCGUCCAUUUCUACCGUACAACUUGUCUCCAAGGACUUUGCUAUGGAGCCUGAUGAAGAACGCGUUCGCCAUGCCGCGGGCAUCAUGGUCCGACAACUUGCCGGUAGCCUGGCACUGGUUACCUGCAAAGAGCCUCUGAAAGUUAGCAUGACUAACUACAUCCGCAUGAUUCAGCAAGACUAUUCUGAGCAGCCUAUGCCCGAAGGCUUGAUUCUGAUGUGUGUGAACGAUAACCUGGAUGCUGCCUGUGGAAUCGUUGAGAAAGCUGCAGAGGAAAAGUCGUUGCCAGAGAUCGAGAAGGUGAUUGAGCCUCAACUGGAGGCCCGUCGUCGCCACCAGGCCAGUCGCUCCAACGACCCCUUCAUUGAUCCCUCAAUGAACCGUUGGGGAUUGUUCAUUCCGGAGCCUUACCGCCAAGCCCCUGGCGGUCUCAACAAGGAACAACUCGCCAUCUACGAAGAGUUUGCCCGUCAAUCCCGAGGCCCGGCGCCAUCUACUGACGCAUCGGCUGGUCGUCAACUCCCCGAUGUCCUUGGAGAAUCUUACCCUGCUAUUCCAAAUCUUUCCACCCCGGCUGAGCAGCCAGCCAUCCCUCACAGAACCCCUCAGCCGCAGCCUGCUGUUUCUCAAAUGCCCCCCGUUCAGACCAACGGGUUCCUUGAUGCUCAAAGUCCCCGAGAACGGGUGGAAAGCCUCGUCUCCGAUCUUCAGCAGUCUGCUCGCAGCGCCCCUGAAGAACAUGUCAAGGAUCUGGGUAGAGAUAGUGCAGUUCUCCAAGAAUACAACCAGGCAUUGCGCAGCAUCCUUACCUCGACGAACGGAGAGGAGCUGGCACGACUUACCUCUUUGAAGGUUUGCACCCUUCUAUAUUCCCAGCCGCAUGGAUCUCUCGAGAUUGAAGUUCUUGUGCACCUUCUUGCCAAGCUCUGUGACAUGUCUAGUCUUAUCGCUCGAUACACGUGGGCACUGCUAUCUGAAGUUGAUGACGAGCACAUGUUCAAUGUGCCAGUCACCGUCGCCCUCAUUGAUGCCGGCCUGCUGGACAUUCGUCGGGUCGAUACGAACCUCACCCGACUCAUUCUUUCGAGGAGUGUGCCCGCUUUGGAGUUGCUCGGCAAUUUGAUGGACCGCGUUCUCUUCAAUGAAGAACCCUCCGCCCUUCGAUCAGACUUCUCUGGGAGUCUAGAUGCCAUGAGCCAAUGGCUUGCGGAAGAUCCAACCGUUGCUCCCGGCCUCGAAAUCGUGCGCAAGCUGCGCGAGUCUGGAAUUCCCGAGGUCGUCAACUCUCUCCUUACUGACCAAGCCAGGUCCAAGCGUGAUCAAAUGGAGUACAUCUUCAGCGAGUGGAUUGGUAUCUACAAGGCCCCCGGUGCAACUGACCGCACCUUCCACUCUUUCCUGCAGGAUCUCCACAAUCGCCAAGUGAUGAACAGCCAGGAGGACUCUGCGCUCUUUUUCCGUCUCAGCAUCGACAUUUCCGUCGCCAUGUUUGAGCAUGAGUCUCAAAACCCCAAUGGCGGCAGCCUUGAUGAGGCCUUCCUCUACAUCGAUGCCCUCGCUAAGCUCGUGAUCCUUCUCAUCAGGUUCCAGGGCGAGAAUACUGGCGCCGUCAAAGCUAACAAGGCUGCGUACUUCAACUCCAUUCUGUCUCUCUUGGUUCUGGUCCUCAACCACCACCAGGUCAUGAGAGGAGAAGCUUUCAACCAGCGUGUUUUCUUCCGCCUCUUCUCCAGCAUUCUGUGCGAGUACUCCAUGAACGGCCUCCAGCACACUGAGCAGCACCAGGGAAUGAUCUUUGCUUUGGCCAACAAAUUCCUCUCCUUCCAGCCCCGUUAUGUCCCCGGAUUCGUUUAUGGCUGGCUUUGCCUGGUCUCUCACCGAGUGUUCAUGUCUGACAUGCUCAACAUGCCCGAUCGUGCAGGAUGGGCGCCUUACUGCGAAAUCAUGCAAGCAUUGCUGUCCUACAUGGGCGAGCAACUCAAGGCUGCCAACAUUACAUACGUUGCUAAAGAUCUAUACAAGGGCGUUCUACGUAUCUUGUUGAUUCUGCACCACGAUUUCCCUGAGUUUGUGGCUGAGAACCAUUUCCAGUUCUGCAAUGUGAUUCCGGCUCAUUGCGCUCAGCUCCGCAAUCUUGUCCUCAGUGCCUACCCCUCGUCAUUCCAGAAACUUCCUGAUCCAUUCCGCGAAGGCCUGAAGGUCGAGCGUAUUGAGGAGAUGCGGGAAAUCCCCAAGAUUGCUGGUGAUAUCGUUGCUCCUCUGCGGGUUGCCAACAUCCAGGACAUCGUUGACAACGUGCUCCAAAAUGAGAACAUCUCCGAGUCUGCUGUUCAGCAGCUUUGCGACGCUAUCAUCAACCCUGAUUCCAAGGACACCGGUCUCUUCUUUGUCCCGGUCGACGUGGACGUCGUUCUGGUUAACGCGCUUGUUCUGUACAUUGGCCAACAAGCCGCAGUGGAGCAUGCUUCCAAGGGCAACACCCGCAGCGCCUUUGAGAACUCCACUCACGCUGCUCUUCUAGAGAAGAUCGCCCAAGUUCUGCGACCUGAGAGCCGCUACUACCUGCUUAGUGCAAUGGCCAACCAGCUCCGCUACCCCAACAGCCACACCUACUUCUUUAGCUUCACGAUUCUCCGUCUGUUUGGCGUGGACUACUCUGAGCAAGACGACUCGGAUAUCCGCCAGCAAAUCAUUCGCGUGUUGUUGGAGCGGCUGAUUGUCCACCGCCCACAUCCAUGGGGUCUGAUCAUCACCCUGCAGGAGCUCCUCCAAAAUCGGAGCUACUCAUUCUUCCGCCUUCCCUUUAUUCAGGCGGCACCUGAGAUCGGCCGUCUUUUCGAUGCCCUUCUUCAACAUAUUCAACAACAGAGCCCUCGGCCCAUUGCCUAG
This is a messenger RNA of Penicillium coprophilum, 6918 nucleotides long. RefSeq names its product CCR4-NOT core subunit CDC39. The record is from RefSeq and is a predicted model, not a curated record. Gene Ontology annotation, cellular component: P-body; CCR4-NOT core complex. Bases 1 to 6918 code for a protein of 2305 amino acids. The transcript has 4 exons. Gene Ontology annotation, molecular function: molecular adaptor activity. Lineage: Eukaryota; Fungi; Ascomycota; Eurotiomycetes; Eurotiales; Aspergillaceae. Gene Ontology annotation, biological process: nuclear-transcribed mRNA catabolic process, deadenylation-dependent decay.